Molecule: messenger RNA, 369 nt
Organism: Macrosiphum euphorbiae (potato aphid)
Lineage: Eukaryota; Metazoa; Arthropoda; Insecta; Hemiptera; Aphididae
Source: the annotation of a GenBank genome assembly
AUGUUUAAAUGCGUACAGUGUCCGUCGGUUUUCGUCGUGAAACGUAAUUUGAUUAGACAUGAAAAAACGCAUACAGGUAUGCGUUUUCCAUGUACUGCUUGUCCAUCGACAUUCUCGUACAAAAACAACCUCAACAAACAUCUGAAGAACAUUCAUGGUAUAGUAAACGUUCCGGCUCACUUGAGGCUUAUACCUGCUGCCUCGAUCACCACUCAACCAGCACGAUCGAGCGUGAUUCAAUUUGCUCCAGCUCAAGUCCAGAUUGCACCUCAAAUAUUUGUUCCUGAUGUCCCGGCCGGUGGAUCGAACAUGUUAACCGAAGACGAAAUGUGUAUGGAAGCCAUGGACGAAUUUGAGGAUACAGGUUAG